This is a messenger RNA of Rhododendron vialii, 477 nucleotides long. RefSeq names its product cold shock domain-containing protein 3-like. Gene Ontology annotation, molecular function: zinc ion binding; nucleic acid binding. The record is from RefSeq and is a predicted model, not a curated record. NCBI's taxonomy places the organism in Eukaryota, Viridiplantae, Streptophyta, Magnoliopsida, Ericales, Ericaceae. The coding region runs from base 1 to 477 and encodes 158 amino acids. The transcript has a single exon.
AUGAGAUAUUCUGAGGUUGUUGAGUGCGCAAGGAGUGUCAAAAUACCGAAGGAGUCUCAGAGAAAUAGGGGAGUUGGGGAACCGAGGCAACCGGCCGCUAUCGUUAGUUCUUCGGAGACUUUUAGAAGCCAGGGGAGGAAUAGGCCAAGGGAGUCGUCUUCAGCAACUCAAAGCCAAUGGAGUGUUAGGGCAUCCACCGUUUCUUCUAGGGUUCCGGGAGCUCUUUCUAGGCCAUCAGUCACCUGCCACCGAUGUGGUCAAUCGGGUCACAUUCGUGCAAAUUGUCAGCAAAAGGCUUGUUUUGUGUGUGGUGACUUUAGCCAUUUUGCUAGAAAUUGUCCUCAAGAAGGAGGAGGCACUCGUAGUGAGUCGGGUUCAGUACAACAGCCGGGGUCGGAACAUUGGUCUGGUCAGCAAUCGUUUAGGGGUACCUGGAGGCUGCAACAGCCACAUUUUCGUCAAACCACUACCAUUUAG